AUGGAGGGUCAGGGUGAAAACGACGAGCUCUACCCUAUCGCUGUUCUUAUCGACGAGUUGAAGCAUGACGACGUCCUCCUCCGUCUCAAUGCCAUCCACCGUCUGUCCACGAUUGCUCUGGCCUUGGGGCCCGAGCGGACUCGCGAGGAACUCAUCCCAUUCCUUGAUGAUUCCGUCGAGGAUGAGGAUGAAGUUUUGACCGCACUGAGCGAAGAGUUGGGUAACUUCACAGAGUAUGUCGGCGGCUCGGAAUACGGACACGUUCUCCUUUCUCCUCUGGAGAACUUGGCCGCCAUUGAGGAACCCUUGGUUAGAGAAAAGGCCGUGGAAUCCCUCAACAAGAUCGGCGAACAACUGUCUCAAAAGCAAAUCGAAGACUACUUCGUCCCCAUGGUCCUACGACUCUCGAAAGCCGAUUGGUUCACCUCGAAAGUCUCUGCUACCGGUCUCUACUGUGCUCCAUACAGCAAGGCUCCCCAGCCGCUGCAGCAAAGUCUCCGCCAAUACUUCGGAGGUCUCGUACACGACGAAACGCCCAUGGUGAGACGGCAGGCAGCAAACAACCUCGCCAAGUUCGUUAAGGAAUUGAACACUCAAGUCGUGAUUGAGGAAAUGAUACCCCUGUUUCAAUAUCUGGCCAAUGACGACCAGGAUAGCGUGCGUCUGCUCACGGUCGAUAUUCUCAUUGCGAUCGCCGAGGAGAUCCCCAAGGAGCAACAGCCUAGCCACGGUGUCUUGUUGACUUCUUUGCGAAGCCUCUUCGAGGAUAAGAGCUGGAGGGUUAGAUACAUGGUUGCCGAUAGAUACGAGAAGGUUGGUUCGCCAAGUGUUGUUCUGACAUAUCUUCGAUGA
Aspergillus melleus is the source of this 852-nucleotide messenger RNA. RefSeq names its product HEAT repeat domain-containing protein. The record is from RefSeq and is a predicted model, not a curated record. Bases 1 to 852 code for a protein of 283 amino acids. The transcript has 4 exons. Gene Ontology annotation, biological process: protein dephosphorylation. Lineage: Eukaryota; Fungi; Ascomycota; Eurotiomycetes; Eurotiales; Aspergillaceae. Gene Ontology annotation, cellular component: protein phosphatase type 2A complex; cytoplasm. Gene Ontology annotation, molecular function: protein phosphatase regulator activity.